AGUGAUUAGGGUAGGAAAAAUGAUACAACUACAAAAUACGUUUAUUUUUGUCGCUUUGACAAUUUUUACUUCUGCUUCAACAACAAGCUUAAAGAAUGAAACCAAACCCCUCAACACAAUUUCAACGCUAGCUGCUCAAACAAACAUUUCAAACCCAGAAGAAGAUUUGUUCGAUACAAACGGAGCACCAAAAAGUGAUACUGUGAAUGCAUCUACAACUACGGAUCGUCACAAGAUUCCACGCUGGGUCAAUGAACAGAAGAUGCAAAAGCGACUUCACGCUGAACCAGCAGGUAACACUGUCCAGUUUAGAUGUGCAGUUCAAGGUGCAAGACCAAUCACCGUGGAUUGGUAUAAAGAUGGGGAACCAAUCAAGAAGAAUGGAAGACUGGGGGGAUACAAGUUCCGUCAACGCAACCAGCAAAUAUCAUUGGAGUCGGUGAUAAUGUCCGACCGUGCUAAGUACAUGUGUGUGGCCCAUAAUAAGUACGGCUCCAUCAACCAUACUUACGAACUGGAUGUAGUAGCGCGGAUCCCCAUUCCCCCUGUGUUGUCAGCCGAUGGAAUGAAGAAUCAAACUGUUAAAGUUGGUUCCACUGUCACUUUUCGGUGCCGAAUAGUCUACAGCGACGCACACCCCCACGUAGAGUGGCUUAAAUAUAACGUCAACGUCACUGUGUUGAAGAGAGCUGGUAUUAACACUACUGACGCGGAGAUGGAAAAGUUAACAUUGAAAAACGUUUCAUUUGCCGACGCUGGGGAAUAUACUUGUCUUGCUGGAAAUUCUAUCGGGGUGUCUCAUGUUUCUGCAUGGCUCACAGUGCUGCCAGUUGUAGAUGAGAAUGAUGUAUGGACCGAAGAAAUCCCACAAGACACUCAUUAUCUCAUAUAUAUCUUUGGGGUUGUGUGCUUCAUAAUACUACUUGCGUUCAUUGUGUAUAUGUGCAACUCUCGCUAUCAAAAUAAAGAUCCUCCCCGUUUGAUCCCGAUCGAGAACCCCGACAACAUCCCCCCCAUGUCGAAGAUGGAGGAGCCGGUGAUGUUGUUCGGGAACGAACAAGCUUGGAGGAGGAUGUGUCUUCCUCAUGCUGAUCAUAUCGAGAUCAACAUCCAACCUGAUCUACAGUGGGAACUGAAGAGGGAAGACAUCCUCCUCCAUGAGCGAAUCGACGAAGGCUUCUUUGGCCAAGUAUUCCGUGCAGAUCUUAUAAGAUGCGCUGGUGGAAGGAAGGAAAAAGUUGACGCUGCUGUCAAGAUGUUGAAGAGCACAAGGACAGAAAAAGACAUGUUAGAUUUGCUAACAGAGAUGGACCAAAUGAAAAGGGUUGGGAAACAUAAGAAUAUCGUCAACCUGCUUGGUGUUUGUACACAGAACGGUAUUUUAUGGCUGGUGACAGAAUAUGCUCAGAAAGGAAACUUGAGAGACUACUUGCGACGCAACCGACCGAGCGAGCUACAAUACGAACUCAGCACCCCUGACUCUCCGGCCCCACCUCGUGACGAACCACUAACAUUGAGAGCGCUGAUGUCAGCCUCCCACCAAGUGGCUCGGGGAAUGGAAUAUUUAUCACAAAAGAAGUGCAUUCAUCGGGACUUGGCGGCAAGAAACGUUCUUGUUGCGAAUGAUUUUGUCAUGAAGAUUGCUGACUUUGGUUUGGCAAGAGAUAUUCGAUCCAAUGAUUAUUACAGGAAGGAAACCAGGGGUCACCUUCCAUACAAAUGGAUGGCUUUGGAAGCAAUGACCGACAACAUGUUCACGCACGCCACAGAUGUAUGGUCAUUCGGGAUUCUACUUUGGGAGAUUUUCUCCUUAGGUGGUUCCCCCUACCCCGGGGUGAAGACCCACGACCUUGUAAGGUUCCUCCGAAACGGGGACCGACUCGAACAGCCCCAGUUUGCUUCCUCGGAGCUUUAUCGAUUGAUGCGCGACUGUUGGGAGGAAUCGCCACGGAGACGACCCCAGUUCCGACAACUUGUCGAGGAUUUGGAUCGAAUGCUGGCGAGUUCUUCAUCUCUGG
Messenger RNA from Ciona intestinalis (vase tunicate), 2018 nucleotides. The record is from RefSeq. Lineage: Eukaryota; Metazoa; Chordata; Ascidiacea; Phlebobranchia; Cionidae.